Cuscuta epithymum is the source of this 1245-nucleotide messenger RNA. The record is from the annotation of a GenBank genome assembly. Lineage: Eukaryota; Viridiplantae; Streptophyta; Magnoliopsida; Solanales; Convolvulaceae.
CUUUUUUAGUUCAAGACUUGUUGACAAGUUAUCUCGGUUUCCAAUACAUUUCCUCGUACCCGCUUAGAAUCGACAGAUGAUUUCUGGACCCGUUUCAAAAUUCGGGUCCAUCUUAUCCCGAUUUCUUACUUCCCAAAUCGUUCCCGCAAAACACCGGAAGUCACAGUUCCAACCUCGCGUACACACCACCGCACCGAAUUACUUGUCUACGGUUGUCCGUGGCGGAGCUAGCUUCUCAAUAAUGGCAAGCGGCGGCGAUGAUGAUUCAAAAAUUGUUCAGUUCCAGCUCACUCCUUCAACUUUACUCAAGAUUCUUAAGGGUGACAUCACUAAGUGGUCCGUCGAUGGAUCUUCCGACGCCAUCGUAAAUCCUGCAAAUGAGCAAAUGCUUGGGGGUUAUGGAGCUGAUGGAGCCAUACAUAAAGCUGCUGGUCCUGAACUAAGAGAAGCAUGCUUUAAAGUCCCAGAAGUUAGUCGAACUAUUCGUUGCCCCACUGGCGAAGCUAGAAUUACACCAGGAUUUAAAUUACCGGCUUCUCACGUGAUUCAUACUGUGGGACCCAUACAUUUUAAACACCCUGAUCCUAAAACUGCAUUGGAAAAUUCAUAUAGGAACUGCUUACGUGUUGCUAAAGAAAAUGGCAUCCAGUAUAUUGCCUUUACAGCUAUAUCAUGUGGUGUCUAUGGGUAUCCGUUUGAUGAGGCUGCAAAUGUGGCUGUAACUACCGUUAAAGAGCAUGGAGGUGGUCUCAAAGAGGUUCACUUUGUUUUGUUCUCAGAUGAAAUCUAUGAUGCUUGGUUGAAGGCGGCAGAUGAGCUUCGUCAGAACUGACAUUUUCAGUUGUUCUCUCUAGAACCACUUGGAUUGGGUUCCGGAUAUGUGAACCUGAAGAAGGGUUGAGUUGUCACUGUCAGACAUCAGGAAGAUAGGUUUAAGUGUUGAACUUCAUAUCAGUUUUAGUUUGAAGUUGCUUAUCAAAAAACUGCUAUCAUACUUGUAUAUGAUUCCUAGUAUGGAUCCAUUUUAAGGGUUCAUUUUAUAAAGUUUCAUGCUUUUCUGUUUUAGGAUCUUUUUUCCGUCAAUAAAUGAAUUAAACUUUGUAGGUCUACUUUGAUUAAUGUCCUUGCACUCCGUGUGAUUUAUCAUUUAUCCAAGAAAGGCCUUAAGCCCUUAAUUAGGCAUUGUCUAGAGAGACUCUUUUUCUGCAAGUUUAUCUAUCAAGUUUUAUUUGGGCCUCAUCCCUC